This is a messenger RNA of Rubroshorea leprosula, 3691 nucleotides long. Lineage: Eukaryota; Viridiplantae; Streptophyta; Magnoliopsida; Malvales; Dipterocarpaceae. The record is from the annotation of a GenBank genome assembly.
CUCUCAGCCUUUUGGGGGGCCUUCUCUUCUCCGUCUCAAAUCAACUCCGCCACUAUCUUUCCGCCCCCCGCCGAUUCAGAUCGACGACAAGGUUCGCCUUCUAUCAACCUUGAAUUCAUCUCUUUUUCUUCUUUUUUUCUCUUUUUUUCUCUCAUUUUUUUUCUUCACUUUUUCACUUCGCGAUGAUUUCUACAGUUCAUUGUCUUAUAUAGUUUGAGACAAGGAGCUGAUACUGUUUCUGCCUUUCUGGAUUAGACAAGUAUUAGCAACAAUGUUUGGUUCAACUAAUCCUUUUGGGCAAUCUUCUAGUAGCCCGUUUGGAUCACAGUCAGUGUUUGGGCAGACGAGUGCAAGUAAUAAUCCAUUUGCUCCUAAACCAUUUGGGAGCACAACCCCUUUUGGUGCCCAAACAGGGGGUUCUAUAUUUGGAGGCACCUCUACUGGUGUGUUUGGUGCCCAAACAUCUUUACCUUUCUCCACAACAGCUUUUGGUGCAUCAUCAUCUCCGGUUUUUGGAAGUUCUACACCUCCAUUUGGAGCAUCCUCAACUCCUACUUUUGGCAGUUCAUCAUCUUUUGGUGCAUCUUCAGGUUUUGGUCAGAAGCCUGGUUUUGGCUUUGGAUCCAGUACAAGUCAGUCCCCUUUUGGAAGCUCAACUCAGCAAACACAGGCUGCAUUUGGAGGCAGUAUAUUUGGUUCCUCCACACCUUUUGGAUCUUCAAGUCAAUCCGCAUUUGGCUCAAGCACCCCUGCAUUUGGUGCCACAACUACCCCUGCGUUUGGUGCCACAAGCACCCCCGCGUUUGGUGCCACAAGCACACCCGCUUUUGGUGCCACAAGCACACCCGCUUUUGGUGCCACUAGCACACCCGCUUUUGGUGCCCCAGGCACUCCUGCCUUUGGUGCCACCAGCACUCCUGCUUUUGGAUCCACUGGAAGUCCAGCAUUUGGUAGUACAGGUACUGCAUUUGGUGUGUCAAAUGCUCCAAUCUUUGGAAGUGGAGGUGCCUUUGGGGCUUCAACUUCUUCUGUCUUUGGAUCAUCAACCACCCCUUCUUUUGGGGCUUCAAGUACCCCUGCUUUUGGAGCUUCGAGUACUCCAGCUUUUGGGGCAUCCAGUACUCCUUCAUUUGGCUUUGGGUCCAGCCCAGCCUUUGGCCAGUCAACUUCAGCAUUUGGUAGCAGUCCAUUUGGAACUACUACAUUUGGAGCCCAAAGCUCUCCCUUUGGAGCUCAGUCUUCAACACCGGCAUUUGGAAGCACUAGCUUUGGACAGGCACCUUUUGGGGGUCAACGUGGGGGCAGUAGGGUGACUCCUUACAUGCCUACUACUGAGGCAGAUGGUGGCAGUGGUGCACAGCCAGCUGGAAAGCUGGAUUCAAUAUCAGCAAUGCCUGCCUACAAAGAUAAAAGUCACGAGGAGUUGAGAUGGGAGGAUUAUCAGUUGGGAGAUAAAGGUGGUCCACAGCCUGCUCAGUCCACUGGUGGGAUUGGCUUUGGUGGAUCAACCACACAGACAAGUCCUUUUGCUCCAUCUCCAACACCAACACCAACACCAGCAUUUGGUCAAACACCUGCAAAUCCUUUCUCCACCACCACACCUUCUAAUCCUUUUGCUCCUAAAACUCCAACCUUCGGUAAUACAGGUUUUGGAACCUCAACUACUACAGCAAACCCUUUUGGAACAACUUCAACAAACCUUUUUGGAACAACUUCUUCAACAUCACCCUCACUAUUUACUUCAACAUCAUCUGCUCCUUUUGGAACUGGUUCAUCUCUUUUUGGUUCAUCAACUGCGCCUUCAUUUGGGUCUUCACCAUCCCUUUUUUCUUCUGCACCAGCUCAGGCAACAACCCCAACUUUUGGAACAGGUUUAAAUUUUGGCAGUCAGACAUCCCCUCUGUUCAAUUCCACAACCCCUUCAAUCGGACAGACGUCUAGCAAUCCUGUCUUCGGACAGAAUACUACUAGCUUUGGUCAAACAAGCAUUUUUAAUACACCUUCUACUGCAUUUAGUGGGAACUUAUUUUCAAACUCUUCAUCCCUUGUUCCUCCUAGCAACCAAGGUGGCUUUGGCCAAGCUACUCCCAUUUUCUCUUCAUCUUUUCAACCUGCCCAGCCUGCUCAGGCCACUAGUUCUUUUGGCUUUAGCAACUUUGGUCAGACCCAAACAGGUGUUACAUCGAGCGUUUUUGGUCAAAAUGCAUUUGGACAUUUGUCUGCCACGCAAAGUGCUGCUGUUGUACAACCUGUGACCAUUAAAAAUCCAUUUGGAGCACUCCCUGCGAUGCCUCAAAUAUCAAUUGGUCGAGCUGGAACUGCACCAUCUGUUCAAUAUGGGAUUUCUAGCAUGCCUGUCAUUGACAAACCUGCUCCUGUUAGAGUGUCUACUCUGUUGACUUCUCGACACCUAUCCCAAAGGCGGAUUAGGUUGCCUGCAAGGAAGUAUCAUCCUAACAAUGAUAGUAGGAAGGUUCCAUUUUUCAGUGACGAUGAGGAGACACCAAGCACACCUAAGGCAGAUGCUGUUUUUAUUCCUAGGGAAAAUCCGAGAGCUUUGGUCAUUCGUCCCACAGAACAUUGGCCAUCAAGGGCUUUUGCUGAUAAGAUAUCACCAAUGAAGAAUCUGUCUACUCCAGUUCAAGAGACUGGUAAGAGAACAAGCAAUGUUUCUAUUGGUGGCUUAAAUGCUGAGGAUAAAGAUAAAAAUCCAGUUCAAAAUGGUUCUCCAGAGGAGCGAGUCCAUCCAGUCAAAGUCAGCCAGAAGCCUAAUGGAGUGCAAAAUGAUCAUUCUCUUCAGAGAGAUGACACCUACAAGACUCUCAGUGGCCAUAGAGCUGGUGAGGCUGCUAUUGUGUAUGAGCAUGGAGCUGACAUUGAGGCACUGAUGCCAAAGCUCCGGCGAUCUGAUUACUAUACAGAACCUAGAAUCCAGGAACUGGCAGCAAAAGAAAGAGGUGAUCCAGGGUAUUGCCGUCAUGUAAAGGACUUUGUGGUUGGAAGACAUGGGUUUGGAAGCAUCAAGUUCCUUGGCGAGACAGAUGUGCGACGGCUUGAUCUGGAGUCUCUUAUUCAGUUCAACAACCGAGAGGUGAUUGUGUACAUGGAUGAUAGCAAGAAACCACCUGUUGGUCAGGGUCUUAAUAAACCUGCUGUAGUAACACUUCUCAACAUAAAAUGCUUUGACAAAAAGACUGGACGUCAGUAUACAGAAGGACCAAAAGCUGAGAAAUACAAGGAGAUGCUUAAGAGGAAGACGGAGGAUCAAGGAGCUGAGUUUGUGUCUUAUGACCCCGUAAAAGGAGAGUGGAAGUUUAGGGUCAAUCACUUUAGUAGGUACAAGCUUGUAGAUGAAGAGGAUGAUGACACAGAAACUUAUUCUUCCUCAAGUCGCUGACAAGGAGAUUUGGCCAACAGUCUAUCUGGUGCCUGGUUCAAAGAUUUAUCCCUCGGGCUUUGCCUUGUAUGGAGGGUAGUUUUGAAUUGUACAUAAGUCCGCCAAAUCGUGUGGUAUUUCCAGUAUGACAUGCUGGUUCUGUUGUUGUUUCAAUCUUUUGGUCUCCUUCUUUUUUUUUUUUUUUUUUUUUUUUUUUUUUUUCGGUUUAUCUUUCACCACUUUUCUGCCCUUCACAAUUUGUUAUUUCUAGACUCGUAUUGACUGUUCCAUCUGAAAUGAAAAUACAUCUUUUUG